GUGGAAAAGGAAGAAAGCUGGCAGGAUGCCUCCCAGUAUUGCCUUUGUGCAGCCAGGGUAGGGUCUUGCUUGCCUCCUAGUUGCAGAACUUCUUGUGUGCUGCUAUUAUCUGCAAAACGGGCCUGUUUUAUCCAGGAUCUGCUUUUACUGUUGAUAGAUGUUCAGAUCGCCAUGUCUAUGUCUUGCUUACCUGUCCAGAAGCCACUACACAGCUAAUAAAGCAGUAUCUGUAUGUGACUUGUUUGCAGGUAAAUAACUUGUUUGCUAAAUUAUGUCUCACUUUGAGGCUCCAGCUGUAGCUCGAGACUACGUGUGGUGUUGCCUUUCCGCUUCUAUACAUACAGUUCCUUCCCAAACUGUGAGUGAAAGAGCUGCCCGUGUCACUCAUGGACAGGCUGUGCUGUUGGAGUGCCUCCUAAUGAGACUCCUUACCCCAGGCACUGCAGCUCCCAGCCUAAUGGCAGCUUUUCCACGGCUUGCUGCUGCUGUUCUUAACUGCAUAUGUUGUCAGCAGAUUGACUCUCCUGGCAGGUAAGCCUCAUCUUUUAAUUAUAUUUGCUCCCCUUUUGGCAGAGAUAACAGGAUGUUGUAGGGUUUGGCUGUGAGCUGGGUGUGAACAGUUCCUGCAUGCUGGCGUGGGAGCUCUGAGGAUGCAGUGGACAAGUGCACAGGAGAGAAAAUAGCAGUGCUGGGUUAAUGCCUUCAGGCAAACGCACUGUGUUCUGGCAGCCACUGCCUGGCAGGUGAUUUGCUGAGAGAAACGUGAUAGUAAAAUUCCUAUGAAGUUGGCUCUCUUGGUGCUGGCUCUGCUCUUUGCUCAAGUCCAACAAUCUGAGCAGUUGGAGGCAGCAGUUAUUGCCCUGCAAUUACUGUGAAAGUUCAAGGAGAUUUGCUCCCCAUCCUGUCUCCCUUCAUUGACAUCUCCCAGGCUUGAUGCUGAUGGGCACCUUAGGGAUGAUGCUGCCUGGCUCUCGCUGUGAUUGGCAAAUACUCAAAGCAUUCUGCUGUCAUAAGCAAAUAUUUAUGCUCUGAUGAAGGACUUCUGAUGGCAAAUGCAUCUUCUUUUUUAUUUCCAUCUAUGUCAAGGUUAUUUCUUUAAGCUCAGGGGAAGAGUUUAAAAACCAUGACAGAAAAGUCUUCUGUUUCACAAUUACCAAAUGUUGGAGUAGCUGUCAGCCUGCCCAGAGCUCCCGGAAGAACGGCACUCUUCAAAGGGCAGGGAUUUUUUGUGAGAGGUUUGUCCUCCUUGCAAAUUCACCACCCUUGAGGCAGAAUAACUCACAUGUCAUUGCCUUCUUCUAGCUAAAAAUCUAUGAAAGUGAGAACUACAACAGCUGCUGUAAGCUGGCCCAUUUAUUUUGGGACUCUGAAUAAUGUUUGAAGGCAGGAUGGUAAUAGCUCCUUCAGUAUUGCUGUCUGCAGAUCCCCAGUGGGAACACUGAGGCUGGGUGAGAGUUGUUGGUGCAAUGGAUAUCCUUUGCAGCUCUGUGCAGCUAAAACCCCAAGGGAUAGAUAUGUGGGAGCAUGGAGCAGGAUUCUGAAGGAUCCAGGAGUGUUCUUGAUGUGAGCCACUGAGGACAGUUUCCAUAAGAAGAUUAUUGACUUGGCUUUUGUGAGUCCCUUCCAACCUGGGUUAUCCUAUGAUUCUAUGACUUGUCACAACAUCUGACCAAACAGCAUUGUGGAGGUCGUUGUAUUAUGACAGGUCGAGGAAGGGAUGAAUAGCAGAAGUCUUGGAACUGUGUUCCCUGCCCUGAAGCAGAGGGGCUCUGUUCCCCUUUUUAUUUUUAGAGUCUUGUCAGUUUCUAAGCUUUGCUUACAGUAAGAGCUGACAGCCAGUUAGUCCACCCUGCCCUGCAAAUACAAGGCCACAUGUAUCACUUCCUACUGCCGACUGAACGUUUACAUAAGCAGCUUUGGCAAGUACACCUAUAGGAAGCAGUGCCUGGCUUUGCUCCUGCUGAGCCCUCACUAUUUCUACUGCGUGUUCUUUGCCCUUUAAAAUAUCUAUCCAGUAAUAUUACUCAUGGGUGCAAAAAGGUAAUCAAGGACAAAGGAAAUAUGCUGAGUAGAUUGUGUACCUGAUGCCUUCAUCAGGUGGGGAUGCUGUAGCCAGCUGAGGAAUGCAUGCAGGACGCAUGAAGCAUGUCUGGCUCGAGAUUGGUGUUUCUUUAACUGGGUGUUAAAGAGAGCAGGGCCAAUAAUGUGGUUUGGUUUUAGUUACUCUGGCUGCCAGGGGUAUCUGUGAACUUUGUAUUGUGCUGAUGAACUCUUAAGAGUUGUAGUUAAUGGUUAACUAAGUCCUGGACUGCUGUAGGUAGUCUCCUCGUGUAGGAGGCUAAUGCUGUGCCAGCAGCAUGGUGCACCUUGCACAGAGCAGGAAAGCAACCGCUAUGCUUUGAUGUAAAAAGCAGCAUGUUCUGUGCAUUGACAAGAACAAACCCAAGAAGGAGGAACCUGCAGUCUGCAGCUGUGCCAAGAGCCAGCUGCUCUGCAGGGUGAGACCAGGUGUGGUAUUUCGGCCGGGGGGUAGAGGUGUGCAACCUGGCUGCAGGGUUAGUGCAGCUCAGGGUUAUCACUGACCCAUGGCAAAAGCCCUCUGUGAGGUUCCAUGGAAUGUUCUAUUUUUGCUGGAACACGGUUGCCAGGCAGUGGCUGCAGUGAACAACAGAUCUCCUGCUGUCAGUUUGCUGUGCACGCUAGCGCUGGGGAAUGGCACCUCUGGAAGCCUUGGCCAGAAGUCCGCCCUCCUCCUGGAGCAGAUGAGGCUGCUUCCCCUACAGCUGGCUCUGCUUUGAGUCUGGAUCUGGCCCAAGAACAUCUGACAUUGGUGACAUUCGGCAAGAAAAAGGGAGAGGAGAUGAGCAGGAGAAGACACACGGGAUUGGGAAAUGACCCAACAAACAUCUACUGACUUUGGCAGACAGAGCUGGCCAUCGAUUGGGCACUUCCUUCAACGUCACGGGGCGGGUUUCCUUUCCAAGGAGGGUGUUUCCAUCCCCUGUGUCGUCUGUUUAGGCUAUAAAAGUCUGGACUCAGCAUCUGCAAUUCAAACACCAAAAUAGAGAUGAACGGAGAAAAGCAGGAGAGCUCCAGCGUGGAGGAAGGCAGGAAGGGGAGACUGACAGUUCCACUUGCGCUGGUAACGCUCAUCUCUGCCUUUGGAUCAUCCUUCCAGUAUGGCUACAACGUGUCCGUGAUCAACUCUCCAGCCCCGUACAUGCAAGACUUCUACAACCAAACCUACAUCAACAGGCAUGGAGUCCCCAUGGACGAGAGCUUCCAGACACUGCUGUGGUCCCUCACUGUGUCCAUGUAUCCCCUGGGUGGCUUCUUUGGGUCGCUCAUAGUGGGACCUCUGGUCAACAACUGUGGCCGAAAAGGCACCUUGCUGAUAAACAACCUCUUCUCCAUUGUUGCUGCAGUUCUUAUGGGAACCUCAGAGAUAGCAAAGACCUUUGAAGUAAUCAUCGUAUCCCGUGUUAUCAUGGGGAUAUAUGCUGGUCUGGCCUCCAACGUGGUUCCCAUGUUCCUGGGAGAAAUGUCCCCCAGAAAUCUCAGAGGUGCUAUUGGGAUAGUACCCCAGCUCUUCAUCACCCUCGGGAUCCUCGUAGCUCAGAUCCUUGGUCUUACCAGCAUUCUUGGGCAUGCUGAAGGCUGGCCCUUGCUCCUGGGGCUCACUGGGAUCCCAUCAGCAUUACAGCUCCUUACAUUGCCCUUUUUUCCUGAAAGUCCCAGAUAUCUACUGAUACAGAAAGGCAAUGAGGAUCAAGCACGACAAGCUCUGCAGCGUUUGAGAGGCUGGGAUGAUGUGGAUGAUGAGAUAGAAGAAAUGCGCCAAGAAGACAAGUCAGAAAAGGAAGAGGGACACCUCUCUGUGCUCACCCUGUGCACCUUCAGAGGCCUGCGCUGGCAGCUCAUCUCUAUUGUUGUCAUGAUGAUGGGACAGCAGCUUUCAGGGGUCAAUGGAGUCUUCUACUAUGCAGACAGAAUCUUCCUGUCAGCAGGUGUGGAGGCCAACAACGUUCAGUAUGUCACUGUGUCCAUAGGUGCCAUCAACGUUCUCAUGACUUUCCUUGCUGUUUUCAUUGUGGAGUCCUUGGGAAGGAGAAUCCUGCUGCUUGCUGGCUUUGGGUUGUGCUGUGGCUCCUGUGCAGUGUUGACUUUGGCCCUAAACCUCCAGAGUACUGUCUCAUGGAUGUCUUACCUCAGCAUAGUCUGUGUCAUCAUUUACAUCAUUGGACAUGCUAUUGGAGCCAGUCCAAUCCCCUUUGUGAUGAUCACUGAGAUGUUCCUGCAGUCGUCCCGGCCUGCUGCCUUCAUGGUGGGUGGCUCUGUGCACUGGCUCUGCAACUUCACUGUGGGACUCGUGUUCCUCUACCUGGAGGCUGGACUAGGGGCCUUCAGCUUCCUCAUCUUCUGUGGUAUAUGCCUCGCCACCAUGAUCUACAUCUUCUUCAUUGUACCUGAGACGAAGAACAAAACCUUUAUGGAAAUUAACAGGAUCAUGGCCAAGAGGAACAAGGUGGAGAUUCAGACAGAUGUAGAACAGAUGAUGGAUUUGCAGACUGUUCCAAGUGUGAAGGCAGACAAGCCAGAAGUUUUGGGCAGUGAUCUGUGACACAACCCAGUGCUUCGCCUGGCCCAGGUGUUUUCCAGGAUCUAUUCAGUGGAAGAAUAUGGCUCAAUUCUGACCUUCAUUCGGACUUUCUGCACAACUCCCACCGAAGUUUUCAAAUAAGCCUUUAUUCUGUCUUAAGGUUGUUCUCAUUCUGAGUAAUUAGUAGGACCACUCUGUUUUGUGGCAUGGUGACUUCAGUGGCAGAUUUCCCAUUCCUUGUAUUUGUCACUAGGAAGGGGCAAUGCCUGCCGUCAGCUCAGUUCCUGUGAUCAAGGAACUGAUGUCACAGUGUGGUGCGUGCCCCUUAUGUCCUGAGUGAACCAUCGCAGGUGACACGGAACAGCACCUGGGCUGGGUUUUGGUCAGUCGUGUGCAAGGAGUGCAUUGUACUCCUUCACCAUUCCUUGAACAUGAAUUUGAGGGUCCAACAUGUGUGAGGGCAGGCCUUUGGUGCUUGAUGUUCUGUGUGGAGAGUGUGUCAGAUGCACCAAGGUGCUCUGAUAGAUGUGUUCCUAGAGGCAUGUAUCCUGUCACCGGUACGAAGGACCAGAAGACUGGAAAUGCAUGUGACUUUAAUCUCACUCCCACCCUGCUCAUCAGAUGGACUCCUGGAAAGCUAACAGUUGCUGGUGAGUCCUUCCAGAGCCUUAUUCUUGAGCUUAGGAGUGUUCCAUUGGCCCUGUGCUUAUUGAUGGGCUGCUGAUACACAGUUGUUCCUGUGGCACUCCAGUCUUUGGAAAUAGCUCCUUUUGUUCCUUAGUGCUCACACAGAAGCUGCCAAAGAGUUUCAGCCCCUCUCCUAAUCCUUUAAUAGCCCCCAGAGGUACACUCUGUGUAUAUGAGCCAGGUGGAGAUCAUUCAUUCCCAGAGAUGUGUGAACUUGCUGCGUGCUGAGGUCAGGUUUGGGCAGAUUCCUGUGCAGUGGCCGUGUUUCCAAGCAUGUUCAGAUCUGCCUUUAAGCACCUUGGUGUGAGACACUAGGAAUAGUUUUCCAAAGAGUUAAUUUCUCAGGGACCUGGUUUCUUGAAAAAGUUCUCAGCUGGUCUAAAGGUUGGUCCUUGAGUGGUUUCUUCUGGUUGUGUCCCUAAGGGCACAGCUCCACCUGAAGGCUGAACCCGUUUGGAGGAGCCAAGACUGAAGAACUAGAUCUGACUCACCAGGGAAAUAAAAAUGCACACUGAUAAAUGGAGGAUUUAUUAAAGUAUUUAUUAGUGUGAAGGAUUAUAGGGCUAACUCAAUUAUUUAACAUGUGGAAAUAGUUAAUUGUGCAAUGUUGCUGCUCUCUGUUGGGGGAAAGAAGCAGAAUGGUUCAACAGCCUGGCAUGGACUUUGGUGAUAGCCCUUCGUGUGAUGUACUUCAACUUAGGAGAUGAGCUUCACGCAGACCCUCAAUCUUGUCUUGUGAUGUGCACCUGUUGGAAAUGAAGCUGCUCCCAUGCUCUGUCUCCAUCCACUGACAGCAAAGACUUGUCAUCAAGUGACUGUGUGGGAGCCGCACCGCUCUUUGCAUACACCUUCUUACGUGA
Messenger RNA from Lagopus muta (rock ptarmigan), 6147 nucleotides. Its product is annotated as solute carrier family 2, facilitated glucose transporter member 5-like. Gene Ontology annotation, molecular function: hexose transmembrane transporter activity. The record is from RefSeq and is a predicted model, not a curated record. Lineage: Eukaryota; Metazoa; Chordata; Aves; Galliformes; Phasianidae. Gene Ontology annotation, biological process: monosaccharide transmembrane transport. The transcript has 12 exons. Gene Ontology annotation, cellular component: membrane. The coding region runs from base 3068 to 4621 and encodes 517 amino acids.